ACACUAUUCAACAAUGAGUUUCCUGUUUCCUGUUUCUCGGGCUGGUUUAUGACCCCUCACUUUGUGUAUUUUAGCCUUAUCUUCAGGUGUGGCAGUUAUACCUGUCAAGCACACGCUCUCUUAACUAGAACUCAGUAUCACAGUGCACAUGUUGGAACGUCUCUUGGAAUUGAUCACAUCGUAAGAAAAUGUUUCAUAUUUGUUGUUGUUAAUGUCCAGUGCUUAUAGGCCUGGAUAUAUAAACAUGGAAUAUAUCAUGGCAAGAUAUACAAAGCCAAAGAAGAGGAGGCUGGUGGUCCCAAGCUGGAUUUCUGUUGAAGAAACUGAGGGUUGGCACAGGACAUACUGUAGGAAUAAGAUAAGGACUACUAAGUAUACUUUCCUCUCCUUUAUCCCCAUGAACCUGUUUGAACAGCUUCACCGCUCUGCCAACAUCUAUUUUAUUUUUCUGGCUGCACUAAACUUCGUGCCCAUCGUAAAUGCGUUUCAGCCAGAAGUCGGAGUGAUACCUAUUUUGUUGGUAAUGUCCAUCACGGCACUAAAGGACCUUUGGGAGGAUCAACGAAGAAGAACAUCUGACAGGCAGGCUAACAACCUGACAUGUAAAUUGUAUAACAGUAAAAAACAGUGCUAUGUAGAGAGGCGCUGGGCUGAUGUGUGUGUUGGGGAUGUGGUUCAACUAUGCUGUAAUGAGAUCAUUCCUGCUGACAUGGUGCUGCUCCACUCAUCCGACCCAAAUGGAGUGUGUCACAUUGAGACUGCCAACUUGGAUGGAGAAACCAACCUGAAACAGAGACAGGUGGUGAGAAACCUACCACAACAAGGAAUGGAAUUUACUCCCGAGAACUUCAGCAGCUGCAUUGAGUGUGAAAACCCCAAUGAUGAUCUAAGGCGUUUUAGAGGCUACAUGGAGCACCCAGAUAAAAUACGUGUGGGAUUACAUAAUGAAAAUCUCCUGUUAAGGAGUUGUACCGUGAGAAACACUGAGACGGUGAUUGGCAUUGUGGUCUAUGCAGGUCAUGAGACAAAAGCAAUGCAAAAUAAUAGUGGCCCACGCUAUAAGCGAAGUAAAUUGGAGCGCAAACUCAACAUAGACAUUAUUUGGAGUGUUGUCUUACUACUGCUCAUGUGCCUUAUUUCUGCUGUAGGCCAUGGUGUGUGGCUGAGCGGUUUGAAGGAUUCAAUCUUUAUUAUCUCAGAUGGCACACACCCAGCUCUUGCAGGUUUCUACAUGUUCUGGACUAUGAUCAUUGUUCUGCAGGUUCUUAUUCCCAUUUCUCUGUACGUGUCUAUAGAAAUAGUGAAAUUAGGGCAGGUCUAUUUUAUCCAGAAUGAUCUGGAUCUGUAUGAUGCCAGGCUGGAUACUGGUAUACAGUGCAGGGCUCUGAAUAUCACAGAGGACCUGGGACAGAUCCAGUACUUGUUCUCAGAUAAGACAGGAACCCUGACAGAAAACCGCAUGCUGUUCCGUAGAUGCACUGUCGCCGGCAAGGAAUAUCCUCAUGAUGAGCAUGCACAAGCUAUGGAGCAGUAUGAGGAGCAAGUUGCCGACCAUCCCGAUCGUACACUCACGCUGUGUUCCAGGAAAUCUCUCAGUUGCAACCGCAGCUCUGUAUCCAUCAACACACUCACUGCUGCUUCUGACACACACUCACCACAUAGCACACUGAACCAUCACGUAGCCGGGGCUUUUAGCAGUGCCAUGGAGUGUGCAGUAAUUCCAGAUGUAGAGCUGCAUGAAAAGCUGCGAGCCCUUUCAUUUCCUCGGUGCUCAUCUAUUAAGUAUGAUGCCUCAGAACUUUCACACAUCCUAGACUUUUUCCUCGCCCUAGCUGUCUGCAAUACUGUGGUGGUUUCUUCUCCCAGUCAGCCACGUCACGUGGUGAAGACACCGGUGGCUCGCACUCCUUUACGAUCUCUGGAGGAGAUGAAGACGCUUCUGCAGAAACUGAGUCUUCCUCGCUUUACACUGUCUCCCACUGAGAGCUCGGACAGCCCUCCUGGCAACACCAGGAGGUUUUUUUCUCUCGGCCGUCACAGUCACAAUACACCUCCACUCACACCUGCAAACACUCCUUCACCCAGUCCUGCCAUCACACCUCAACAGCAGCACAACAGUGAGGUCUCUGAACAAAUCUGUGAUGAAAAUGAUAAAGAAGAAGAUAAUGAUGAUAAAGAGGAAGAAGAGGAGUUGCUAUAUGAGGCAGAGAGCCCGGACGAAGCUGCACUGGUGCAGGCUGCAAGGGCGUAUGGCUGCACUCUUCUGGGCAGGUCCCCAGAGCAGCUGCUGGUUGCCCUGCCAGGCACCGGGCCGCUCACCGUGCCGCUGCUUCACUUACUGCCCUUCCAUUCUGCCCGCAAGAGAAUGUCAGUAGUGGUACGUCAUCCACUCACCAGCCAGGUGGUGGUCUACACCAAAGGAGCUGACAAUGUCAUUAUGGAACUGGCUGGGACAUCAGAUCAUGGUGAUUGUUCUAGAGAGAUCAUGAAGCGAACACAACGACACCUAGAUGACUAUGGGAGGGAAGGCCUUCGAACACUCUGUGUUGCAAAAAGAGUCCUGCAGGAGGUGGAGUACAAAGCCUGGCUAACUGAACAUGCUUUUGCUGAAACCAGUAUUGAAAACAGAGAAGAACUCCUUUUAGAAUCUGCCCAGAGAUUAGAAACUAACCUUACGUUAUUAGGUGCAACAGGUAUAGUGGACCGAUUGCAGGAAGAUGUUCCAGAGACGAUUGAAGCUUUACAGAGGGCAGGGAUUAAAGUAUGGGUGCUCACAGGGGACAAACAGGAGACAGCUAUUAACAUCGCAUGUGCCUGUAAACUUUUACGACCAAAUGACCAAUUACUUACUGCCAAUUGUGACAGCAAGGAAGCAUGUGAAGCUCGGCUUUUGGAACUCCAGCAAGACAUCGGUCUCCUUAAAGACAGGGGCUUGUCUAACGCUGAUAUGGCUGUGUCUCAGGAUGAUGCUGGCAUCUCCGGGUUUACUCUAGUGAUAGAUGGCCGCACAUUAGACUUUGCCCUGCAGAAGGAUUUACAGAAAGUAUUCCUGGAUGUAACGGUCAGCUGUCGAUCAGUCAUAUGCUGCAGAUCUACUCCGCUGCAAAAGAGCCAAGUCGUUCGACUUGUUGGAGACUCACUCAGAGUCAUGGCACUCGCUAUAGGUGAUGGAGCAAAUGAUGUCAGUAUGAUUCAGGUGGCAGAUGUGGGUGUUGGGAUCUCUGGCCAGGAAGGCAUGCAGGCUGUGAUGUCCAGUGAUUUUGCCAUCUCCAGAUUUAAACAUUUGAGAAAACUCCUGCUAGUUCAUGGGCACUGGUGCUACAAUCGACUGGCUAACAUGAUCCUGUACUUCUUUUAUAAGAAUGUUAUGUAUGUGAAUCUGCUCUUCUGGUUCCAGUUCUUCUGUGGUUUCUCAGGAAGCACCAUGAGUAACUCUUGGGUACUCAUCUUCUUUAAUCUACUGUUUACAUCAGCUCCACCUCUGCUGUAUGGCAUGCUGGAUAAAAACGUUGCUGUUAACACACUCCUGUCCCUGCCACAGCUCUACAAAGCUGGACAGAACUCUCAGGCCUACCUCGCCUCCACCUUCUGGCUGAACAUGUUGGAUGCUUUUUAUCAGAGCCUGAUCUGCUUUUUCAUUCCAUAUUGUGCUUACGCAGGUUCGGACAUCGAUCUAUUCUCUUUUGGUUCUCCCAUCAAUGGUUCAGCUCUUCUCAUCAUCCUUCUGCACCAGGUCAUAGAGAGCCACACACUGACAUGGCUCCAUGCAGUGGUGUUACUAGGCAGUGGAGUCUUCUACUAUGUGUUUGUUCUAAUAUACAGUAUCACAUGUGUGACUUGUAAUGCUCCGACAAACCCAUAUGGCAUAGAGACCAAACUGAUGUCUGAGCCACUGUAUUAUUGUGUGUGUGGACUCACUACUGUCCUUGCAUUGCUGCCCAGGGUGUUGUGUCGUGCCCUCUCUAACACGAUUUGUCCAUCUGAUGUGGUGAAGGCUCAUAAACUGGACAAGUCAUCCAAAGGGCAAUAUUGGAGCAGUGUCCAACACAGGAAAGAAGACAAAUCUGCCAAAGAAAGAUUUAACUCAAGACUGCUUCCUCAGACUCUCAGUGUGAAUGCAGACAUGCCCUACUUUGCGAACUGCAGUUCAGAGCCUGGUCCUGUACCCACUUGAGCAAAAACCACUUUGUAUUUUUGAGAUUAGCAAAAUCCACAAACUGGCUUUGCUCUGAGUAAAUACUGACAUUCCCAUGUUUUGUCAAAACAACACCCAUUAGCCCAUAUUUUAACUUUGUACAUUCCCUAUAGUGCAUCAAGAAAGCAAUCAAUCCGUUGAAUUUUUCGGAAAGAUCAAACGAAAGACUGAAUAAUAUCAGAAUUUCUGAAAAAGACAUCAUUUUCAUUUUUACGUGAUAGGAUUCAUUUCAAAAAGGGGGCAUACACCAAAAUAAUUUUCCACAAUAAACUUCUUAUAUACUUAUACCUUUAGUAUAUACUGUGAAAAUAUCCACAACCUUUCCUUUCAAAGUUGGACAUGGGUGUUGAUUUUAGUUUGACAUUAUAUGUAAAAAAAAUUUUGUCAGAGAAUCUAUGGUGAGUUUCAGAAGACAUUGUCUGUAAGAAGAGAAAAUGACACACUGUCUCACUGGCACUAUAAAACUGUCUGUCCCUGAUCUAAAAGAAACUACCACAAAACUGUCAUGCCUACAUUGCAAACUGACCUAAAUAAAUUGGUUCCAGUCUGAUAACACCAACGGCACACGGUGUCCCAAUGUGAUGGCAACACAAACAAGAAGUGGCCGUUUUGGUCAGACUUAUGUUUACAUGCAUAUUCAUUUACAUGUUCAUUAGGUAUUAGUGUAAGAAGUGUUUAUUUUUUUCCUAUCAAAAUCAUAUCCUUCAUGCAGUUCAAUGUCUAAUCUUAAUAAUCCUAAAAUUACAAUCCUGGUGGACAAAAGUUCAAUGAGUUAGUAUACUGUAGCAACAUAGAAAACACAAAGUCAAAUGUUACACUUUAAAGCAAGUUUCUUACCAAAGACCAAAAAACACUUUUGAGAAAGUUUGUCGUUUGAUACAAACAUAAAUUUAAACAAAGAUUUUUAAUGAAAAUAUUUUUUUUUGUUCUUGUUGUUUUGUUUUUAAAGAAAUGUAUGUACAUUCAUUUAAUUGUGACUGUGUGAUAUGAACAAAAACUAUAAUGUGAAAGAUACCGAGAUAUCCGAGAUAUGCCUUGUGACUUCUGAAUGUUUACUGUAUAUGAAUUUAAACAUUCAACACACACCCCCAAAAAAACAACAUCUGGAUCAGGAUGUAACCAGCAUAAUAAAUCAUUUAUAUAGGUCAUUUGUUACUGGGCUUAAUUUAUAUUACUGCCUUCUGCAGUACCAGUCUUUCAGUAUUGUUAUAACUAAUUCAUUUUUAUCAUGCUCAGAUACUGCAGUAAGUGCAAAACAUGCUGUUGACUUGAAUUGUUCACAUAGGGUUUUUUCGGUAGUCAGUGCAUUAUAAAGUUCAGUGAUACUGAGAAAAAGCUGAAAUGAAUGUCUUUUGAUUUUUUUCAAAAAAUGAUGUGAGUAUUGAGUUGUGAUUACCACCAAAAACAAUGUAAUUAGGAACAAAUGAUCUAAUACAGGUAUGUGAUACUUGACCCUGUGUGAAACUUGACCAUGUGAUUAUGUGACUGAAUUACCUGUUGAUAAUUUGUGAAAUACUUUAGAAGAAAGAAACAAACAGUUUUUGUGUGUGUGUCUAUGUGUAGUUUUGUGUGCUACAAUUUCUGAACGAGUUACAUUUGCAGGAAAGAAUAUGAACAGCCACAAAAAAAAGUUAAAUAAAUAAAAUUAAUAAAGCCA
Molecule: messenger RNA, 5852 nt
Organism: Tachysurus fulvidraco (yellow catfish)
Lineage: Eukaryota; Metazoa; Chordata; Actinopteri; Siluriformes; Bagridae
Product: ATPase phospholipid transporting 10D
Exons: 21
Coding region: 212-4174 (1320 amino acids)
Biological process (GO): phospholipid translocation
Cellular component (GO): plasma membrane
Molecular function (GO): magnesium ion binding; ATPase-coupled intramembrane lipid carrier activity; ATP hydrolysis activity
Source: RefSeq, a predicted model, not a curated record